AAUCAAUAUCAAGUUCUUACAUUUUAUACACAGACCCUUUCCUCCCUCUCCAUAGUUUUCCCUAGCUGUAUCCUCAACUUAAGCAGGACCAAUGGAUGUGUCCCAUUCGAUCAGGGAGCGCACUAUAGCAGAGAACAGCCUAGUGAUCCUUCUCCAGGGGCUUCAGGGGGAGGUGACCACCGUUGACCUGAGGGAUGAGAGCACGGCGAGGGGACGUGUGAUCAACGUGGACGCCUUCAUGAACGUGCGUCUGGAGGAGGUGAAUGAUUGGUUGAUUUUUGGGUGCUGUACCGGGACCGCCGCGGCCGGCUCAGUCAGCUGGCCGAUCUGUUUAUCACGGCCAGGAACGUGCGCUACGUCCACAUCCCCGACCACGUGGACAUCAUGGAGACCAUACAGACCCAGCUGACCAGGAUCAGACGCGUUCGCAACUUUGCCGGCGAGAAAGGGGGCAGGAAGGAGUACCUAAAGAAAAAGAACUGAACUUGGAAGGGUGGAGGACGUUGUAUUGGCCCCAAGGGGCUGAACUUUUCUGACCUGAGUUUCAGCUCCUUGUCACUCAUGGUCAUCCCAAACGUGUGGCUUGACAAUGAGCAAUGGAGUUGGAAAGAGCACAAACAGAUCUGGGACCAGGCUAUACUGAAUUUAUUAAAUAAUUGAACUUGAAGAGUGGUAUUCUCAUCCACCAGUUGGCUUUCUCUCUGUCUGUAUGUGGUUGGCUAGCAAUUGAACCAGGGGACAAGGUUAGAAGGGGGGAGGUUGUGUUGCUCCAAGGAGCCUUCCAUCGCCACUCAUUUCAAAUUGUGCAAUUUCUCCUUGUUUCAUUAAUGAAAUUGUGACUCCAGAAGAGAAGAAUAUGAAUUUGAAUUGAUUCUCACAAGUUACAGGUGUCAUCCUUGAGUCUUUAUGUUCAUAAUGCUUUAACAUUAUAACUCACAGAGGGUGACAGGUUCUCCUCUUAUCCAAGGAAAAAAAACAACUAAAGUUUAAGAAUGUCAAUAGUUGGCAUUGUAAAGACUUUUCUUUGGUAAAUAAAGACUAUUCUUUUGGAUG
Molecule: messenger RNA, 1053 nt
Organism: Salmo salar (Atlantic salmon)
Lineage: Eukaryota; Metazoa; Chordata; Actinopteri; Salmoniformes; Salmonidae
Gene: lsm10
Product: LSM10, U7 small nuclear RNA associated
Biological process (GO): mRNA 3'-end processing by stem-loop binding and cleavage
Cellular component (GO): cytoplasmic U snRNP body; nuclear body
Molecular function (GO): histone pre-mRNA DCP binding; U7 snRNA binding
Source: RefSeq, marked provisional